Actinia tenebrosa (Australian red waratah sea anemone) is the source of this 2437-nucleotide messenger RNA. RefSeq lists its product as uncharacterized. The record is from RefSeq and is a predicted model, not a curated record. NCBI's taxonomy places the organism in Eukaryota, Metazoa, Cnidaria, Anthozoa, Actiniaria, Actiniidae.
CGAGCGAGUCAUCCGUGAAAGUCGAGCAGAAAACCAAGGAAGGCUCAAAGACUUCGGUAACAAGUUGGAGAGAAUUAAUAUAUAUAUUAAUUUAAGUAUGGCUACAGCGGAGCCUGAAAAAGAAGCUACCCCAGAGCCAAAUCCAGAACCUUUACCUGAGUGGGAAACAGCAUUUAAAGAGUGGAAUUCGUGGUGGGAGAUUCAUAACUUUGGCUUUGGAUGUGCCUUUGUGAUUCUGGCAUUAUUUUCUCUGUUUUGUCUUGUUAGACUCAGAAGUCUCCAGAAGCUAACUUUAGGACGAUAUUUUGCUGCUGUGAGUGGUUUGCUGUUGGUUUUUACUACAUCAAGGGCAUUAUAUCUAUUACUAGAUCCAUAUGAAGGACACAAAUACCUCGUGCUGCCAGUUGUUGUCGUUCGCGUCAUCUUCGCUCUUGGCUACCCAUGUCUAACAUCAGUGUUCUCUCUCAUAAACUUUGCCUUCGUAGAAGUCAACAGCUUGAAAGGCAUAUUGAAAAAACUUCAAAAUAUAAAGUUCCUAUCCGUGGUAAUAGUUGGACAUUUUCUAUUGGUGUUGAUAAUCUAUCUUACAGUGACUUUUUCUCCUCCGUUGGCAAACUUGUUUAUCAUUUGUCAGUCAAUUCUUAUCCUUUGGUGGUUGGCUCUCGUUACUUGCUUUCUUUAUUGCGCAGGGCUUGUGUUUUGGGACCAAAAGCUCAAAAUCAAAUACUUCAACAGCGAUUCUAAAACUUAUGAGCUUUCUGACGUCGUGAAAACAGGAAAGCCAAGUCGAAGUGAUCCCGAAUCACAAAAUGUUGAAAAAAGCAAAGGAGCUCGUAAGAUAGUUAGGAUUUCUUGUGCAGUUGCAAUCGCUGGGCUCAUUUCUGUUGUCUUAGAGUUCUACUCCCUUUUUGGAGUUUAUAAACUGUAUUCUUUGGACGAGAAGUUUGUAAAACCCUGGCCAUGGUGGUCUUAUCAGACAGCAAGCCGUACUAUAGAAAUAUGUCUGUGUUGUAUUGUGGCCUAUAUUGUUUAUCCUACGCUAAAAGGACGUCAGACUGAUGCUACGAACAACACUAAUACUAAAACAACAAAUGGAACUAGGAAAUGACUAGAUGUUUUUCAGUAAUAUUGAACCGUACUUAAACUACAGUGUUUGAACAAUGCCUUUUUUUGUUCUGAAGCUGCCAGUAAUUAUUAGGUUUGUAUCCGACAAAAACUAUUGAAAUCUAGCUGCUCUCAGGGAUUAAUGCUCUAUGAAAGCAUAAAGAGAAACUAGCUGCACUUUAAAAUUUACUUGUAUUGAAAACAAUAUUAAUGUUUAUGCAAAAAUUCAAAUCUAAAUAACAAUUAUUCGUAUAUAUAUUACCGUACUUAUCACGAUAACAGAUAAAGAUGUCUCUAAGUGCGCCGGCAUUUGGGAAACAUUAUUAAUUUAUACUCUUUGUAAAAAUUAUUCAAUUAUACUUCGCGCCCCUCCAAAGGAAAUUAAUCUACAUUGAGUGUUCAGUGUAUACAGGCAUCGUAUCCAAAAAUGACGAAACAUGUACAGUUUGUAGAACUAUUAUUCUGGACUGGCAUUCCGGCAGAUGCACAAGCGCUUUCACAUGUAUGAGGGGCUAGUAUAUAUAGACAUGGCAGAAAAAGCGGUUUUUGCUUUUGUAAACACAUUAUUUUAGAGCCAAAUAGCAAAAUAUCAAAUGCGACCAUAAUUUAUUGAAUGCGUAUUUGAGAUAUAAAGCCGUGUACUUUGGGAGAGGUGAUAUUUUGAUCAGCAAGAAAAACUGACAUUUUCGUGAACACUAAUAAGUAGAGUUACUCUAAUUCAACAAAAUUUCGUCACAAGUUUCGAGCAGCAUUAAAAUUACUAAAUUACUAACGUUCUAAUAUCGUAUGACAACGUUCUUGCAAGUAGGUGUAUAUAUGUGUAAAGUGAAGAAAUUACACGACCAUAAUUCGUUCUCUACAGAACUGUUUGCGUGAGUCAGACUCACUCGUCAGCAGAUUUUAAUGUUUGAAUUUUACAAAACAUUCACUUUAUAUAGCUAUUUACAUAUAUUAUGUAAGUACGUUCAUUUUUUACGCAACAAUGCUUUUUUUCUAUGUAUGCCUACACGAAGAAAUGAGUUCGUUUCUUUUGUUCAGCGAGCAGCUUUCCGGUUGACAAAUGAUCGUGUAUACAUGAAUAUAUAUAUAUAUAUAUAUAAAUUAGAUGUAGCUUUCGAAGCUAGAUGUAGAUGUUUGUAACUUGAAGUGGGCGAUUUUUCCCCCCUCGGCAUCCGUCAUGGAAAACACUUCAUGGAUUGGUUUCCAUCCAAUAAAACCCCCAAUACUUUUGUAAGACAAAUAAGAUACUGUAUUCAUAAUAACAAUAUGGAAAAAAAUACAAUAAUAAUAAAGGAAUAAAUAGCCUAAUGUUUCAAGAACUGAUUUUUAAAAA